This is a messenger RNA of Manihot esculenta (cassava), 1363 nucleotides long. RefSeq names its product nifU-like protein 2, chloroplastic. The record is from RefSeq and is a predicted model, not a curated record. Gene Ontology annotation, cellular component: chloroplast stroma; mitochondrion. The transcript is spliced from 4 exons. Gene Ontology annotation, molecular function: iron ion binding; iron-sulfur cluster binding. NCBI's taxonomy places the organism in Eukaryota, Viridiplantae, Streptophyta, Magnoliopsida, Malpighiales, Euphorbiaceae. Bases 245 to 808 code for a protein of 187 amino acids. Gene Ontology annotation, biological process: iron-sulfur cluster assembly.
UCUGGCAAUAUCAUCACCCCAGAAUCGGCAACUCCCAGACUCCAGCCACAUUUGCAAAUCAAAACAACCACCUCCAGACACCAGCCCUCCAUAUUCGACCAGAGAAAAUAGAAAAAUAAAAGAAAAGGCGGCGCCGGCGAGAACUUGCAUAGCGAUUCAUCGACUCAUCAUCUUUUAUUUUCAUUGAAUUCGUAUUAACUCUGUGUUUCUCUUUGUUUUUGAUUUCACAAUCAAGAGAGAAAUAAUGCAAGCUGUGGUGCUCAACCCAACUUACUGUAGGGCUCAGCAAAUCUCAGAUUCUCCUUCUUCUUCUCGCCCCUCCAAGAAUCCGAGCUUCUUUGGCACCCAGGUCUCGCUCAAGCGUGGGCGUUAUCGGCUCAGGCGAAUCCCGUGCCGCUCCAUGCGGAUUCGGUCGCCUACGUUGACGCGGAGACUAGUUGUAAAGGCUGUUGCCCCCCCAGAUUCAGCCUUGGAAUUGCCGUUAACUGCUGAGAAUGUUGAGAGCGUAUUGGAUGAAGUUCGACCAUACCUCAUUGCAGAUGGGGGUAAUGUGGCAUUACAUGAGAUUGAUGGCAAUGUUGUGCGGUUGAAGCUACAAGGAGCCUGUGGCUCCUGUCCAAGUUCUGUCGUGACGAUGAAGAUGGGUAUUGAGCGUCGGUUAAUGGAAAAGAUUCCUGAAAUAGUUUCUGUAGAACCAAUUGCAGAUGAAGAAACUGGGCUUGAGCUGAAUGAAGAGAAUAUAGAGAAGAUUUCUUUAGUAUGUACCUCAAAGUGGUUUCAACUUUGUUACAUUAGCCUCCAAAGUUGAAAUUGCUAGCAUGCACUUGGGUUUCUCUCUGCCAUUUUCCGCCACCUCCAGCAACUAGUUAGUCUCAAUUUUGUUUCUACUCACACACUUACAUUUGCCUCCAAAGGUAAAAUUGUUGGCAUAUGCGUUGGUUUGUCUGCCGUUUUCACUAUUAAAUGUUAUCAUGUCCUGUUAAUUGCAACACAACAAAUGGGAUUAAUAAAUAGUGUUAUUGCUAUUUUUUUCCCCUUUGUCCAGCUCUGUCCUAAAAUUACCAAUCACUGAACAGGAUAACUAAGUUGUUAUGUCCUACGUGUGUGCAAAAGAGAUGGGACUAUCAUUUUACUUGCUGUGUCCCUUGUCAUAUCCUAUCACCAAAUGCAACCAGAGUAGUGGACAUGUGCUUUCUCCAUCAAAUUAAAUGGAUGCUUGAAUUAAAGGGGAAUUACUGUUUUUCUUAUCAUGAUUUACUUUUGCUUAUCAUAUACAUGUGCCAGGUACUUGAAGAAAUUAGGCCAUACCUUGUUGGGGCAGCUGGAGGAUCUCUCGAACUAGUAACCAUUGAAGAGCCAAUAG